This is a messenger RNA of Aspergillus heteromorphus CBS 117.55, 813 nucleotides long. Its product is annotated as L-threonylcarbamoyladenylate synthase. Gene Ontology annotation, cellular component: cytoplasm. NCBI's taxonomy places the organism in Eukaryota, Fungi, Ascomycota, Eurotiomycetes, Eurotiales, Aspergillaceae. The transcript has a single exon. Gene Ontology annotation, molecular function: tRNA binding; nucleotidyltransferase activity; double-stranded RNA binding. Gene Ontology annotation, biological process: regulation of translational fidelity. The record is from RefSeq and is a predicted model, not a curated record. The coding region runs from base 1 to 813 and encodes 270 amino acids.
AUGGACGUACAAUCAAAGACCAUCCCCGCGGCAGGCCACCACCCAGAUGUCAAAUCCGACGCGCGACGCGUCUUCGAGGUCCUCCAGGCCGGGGGCGUAGCCCUCAUUCCCACCGAAGUCGGCUACGGCCUGAUGGCCUCAUCCACAGAGGCGAUCCAGAAAGCGUUCGCCGCGAAACGACGCCGACCGGGCCACGCGCAUGGCGUGAUCGGAACCCCCCGGCUGCAUCGCGAGCUGCAUAUCCUCUCCGACGAGAAAUUUGAGAUGAUCCGCGUGCUGCACGAAGAUAUGGACAUGUCGUUUGGCAUCGUGGCGCCGUUUCGGACCGAGCAUCCCAUCCUGCAGCAGUUGACGGAGGCGACGUUGGCGAAUACGACGAAAAAUGGCACCCUGGGCAUGUUUAUCAGUCGGAGUUCGUUGUUGGUGGAGCUGGGACGGUUGAAUGAUGAGGCCGGGCAGUUGAUGCUGGGGUCCAGUGCCAAUUUGACGGGCAGGGGGCAGAAAUUUAGGGUUGAGGAUGUGGACGAUGAGAUUAAGGAGGCGGCGGAUAUUAUUGUUGAUUAUGGGUUGCAGAAGUAUCAUGUCUAUGGGGGGAGGGCUUCGACGAUUAUCGACUUCGAGAACAUGACGGCUCUUAGGAUGGGUUCUUCGUAUGAGCUGAUGAGGGAGCGCCUAUGGAAGUAUUGGGGCGUGGAGUUGCCGGAGGAUCCUAUGUUUGAUGGCUCUGGGUCCAGAAAGGAAGAGCAGCCCAGGAAGGUCGAACAGAAACCAGUAGAGGAGAGGAAAAAGAAGGAAGUCGAUGAAGUCAUGUAG